CACUGCAACGCACGGCGCCUCAAUAGCGCCCUCGCUCGCCCUUUGGUAAAACCUACUCUUCCGCUCUUAGCCACAUUCGCCCUCAUUCUGCAUUCCACAUCCCACAGCAACAGUAAGGAUCAAUGAAGAAGUUGACCAUCGCCCUACUAUCUGGUGUCAACGAGAUACCCGGACACUAUCUGCCUGGCGAUACCCUCAGCGGUCAUGUCCAUCUGGUAACCUCUUCAAGCCUUAAAUAUACAUGCGUGAAGAUCCAAUUCAUUGGCCUGGUCACCACAAAGCUCGCUAAAUCAGAGGGCCAGGCCUAUGUUAUCAACCAGCAGGUCGUCCUUCUCGGCAACGCCAACAACGCAGUUGAACACAUGCUGGAGGAGGGGAAACAUAGCUGGCCCUUUCAGUUCACGAUCCCGCUGCAACACUUACCGUCGUCGGGAAAGUAUCGCCAUGGAACAGUCAAAUACACACUGUCAGCAACUCUCAGCUCACUGGGAUUCUUGGGUGGAAUGCAGGAGCUCAAGGCGACAACGGCUGUUCCAGUCAAGGAUCGGAUCAACAUCAGGACCGAGCCCUACUCGUCCCCGAUCUCCGCCAAAGGAAGCAGUAGUCUUGGUCUAAACAUGAUCUCAACGAAUGAUCUUGCAAGCGCUGUCGUCAACCUCUCUCGAACUGCCUAUCUCAAAGGACAGCGACUACAGCUGGAGAUCGAUCUUCAUCACCCACUAAAGAUCCAUAGAGACCCUGGCUGCUUUGUUCAACUGCUUUGCAAGGAAAGUUAUUACGCAGGCGAGCACGCAAGGGAAUACAUGGAGACAAUUGCGACAUGUGCGGAGGCAGUGGUCGUCAACUCCAGCUUGAACACCGGAAAGAUCGUCUCCGGUCUGAAUGUUCCUGACAGUGCCCUCCCGACCCUAUCGGCGACAAAGGUCAUCUCUAUUGAAUACCAUCUCAACAUCCUUUUCGACAUGCGGGUCAAGUCCAGCUUCCUUGAAGGACGGCAUAACAAGAGGGUCAAGAGCAAGAUGCGGAACAAGAUAUUAAGCAGCCCCGGCGGCUUUGAAAUCCAGAUCCCCAUCGUCAUCGGGACCAUGUCCGACAGUCUGGACAUUCAGCGAUCCAACUUUGCUCAAUCGCCGUCAGCACACCACCCUGCGCUGCAGAUGCAGCGUCUCCAUUCUAGCUCCAGCUGCUUGACUCUCACCGGAUCGCCUUCUGAAUCUCAGCCCUCUUCGUCGUCCUCGCCCCAGACAUCCACCUUACACAACUCUAUGCCUUCACCAAAAAAUAUACCAAAACCACCUGAAUAUAUACCUGGACCUUUUCGAGGAGGUGGAAGAGAAGCAUCGUCAGGCUAUAGCACUUUGCAGGCGAGUCCGAGAAGACAGGUAAACGAUUCUAGCCCAGCAUCAACGUCGCUUGUGCCAGCGAAUUACUCGUCCAUCCGGGAUCGAAGUCAUUCUGCAGCUGCCCCUCCUCUUCUGCCUUGGCCGUCAACAACGCUGCAGGUCAGCGACAUCCACCGCCACACGACCUCCGCAGUGGAAGAUCCGAGGUCCAUCAAACCGCUCCCAUCCGUACCUCAAGAAGCAGCAGUACUCCAGCCCUCGCCCGUAUCAUAUGCGUCACCCACGUCCAUGUCGCCUCCGUUCUCAGGACCGUCAUCAAAUAUGCAUGCGCAUCCCUCGAUGGCGCCCUCUCAGCGAUCUGUACCCUCUCAGCGAUCUGUACCCUCUCAGCGAUCUGCACCCGCGACUGUUCCAGCGCCUCGCCUUCCACGACGCCCAUUGGUACCAAAUCUGUCAGUACAGCCAUUAUUCACGUCGCCCCCAAUGGGCCCGAAUGGAUAUCCUCAGGAGAAGAAUGAGCCGCCUCAGCCAAGGAUUCUUCCUUUGCCUUUUAACAUGACAGUCGAGAUGCCAACUGCACCUCCUGCUGUUGAUCUUGGACUAGGCCCAGCCUCGCCUCGUCCUGAACAUUCCCAGACCUUUCGCCGAUCUCGCCGCUCUUCUGAACCCACAACCCCUACUCAACUAGUUCCGCACGAUUCAGGAAAUGACCCAGGAGGUUAUUUCCAUUUUAUCCCUGUACCACCUGUACUCAUGUCUUUGUCUCCCGUGAUGGCGGCACCAACAGCAAUGAAUACACCAACAGCACCGAUGGCGCCACCUUCUCCGAUGUCGCGAACAGCGGCGGCUACUCGAAUGUCAUGCACAGCAUCGACUUCUCCAAUGUCAAGGACAGAGCCAACUAUACCGAUGGAAUCAACUGCACCAAUGGCGCUACCAAUAUAUGCGGGCCAGUCGCGGAGGGGCUAUGCAGAGAACAGGGAUGAGAACCCUGCGUAUAAAACUGGGCACAUGUCUGAAUAUGCUCGACGCAGUUAAACACACUGGAAUACUUCAUAUAAUAUUAAACC
Messenger RNA from Gamsiella multidivaricata, 2413 nucleotides. RefSeq lists its product as uncharacterized. Bases 123 to 2381 code for a protein of 752 amino acids. The transcript has 4 exons. Gene Ontology annotation, cellular component: cytoplasm. Gene Ontology annotation, biological process: protein transport. Lineage: Eukaryota; Fungi; Mortierellomycota; Mortierellomycetes; Mortierellales; Mortierellaceae. The record is from RefSeq and is a predicted model, not a curated record.